AUGAGCCGGGCGCUCAUGGACCAUAUCGCCAGUAGUUUCAGAGAAGAUGCUCCUCGACCCCCGGUGCCGGGGGAGGAGGGCGAGGCGCCCUGCUACCCCGGCAAACUCGUAAUGAUGAAAGCCCUCGAACCCCCUAAAUCGGUUCUGCUCGGCUCUCCGGGCUCCUCGGCGAGGAGGAACGACGAUGGUCUUGGGGAGCCAGAGGGGAGUGCUUCCCCGGAUUCACCACUGUCCCGGUGGACAAAGUCUUUGCACUCUCUCCUCGGGGACCAGGACGGUGCUCUACUUUUUAGGACAUUCCUGGAGCGAGAGAAAUGUGUCGAUACUUUAGACUUCUGGUUCGCCUGCAAUGGCUUUAGACAAAUGGACCUCAAGGAUACCAAAACGCAGAGAGUCGCCAAAGCAAUUUACAAACGCUACAUCGAAAACAACAGCAUUGUCGCCCAGCAGCUCAAACCCGCAACUAAAACCUUCAUUCGGGAUAAUAUCAAGAAGCAGCACAUAGACUCUGCCAUGUUUGACCAGGCGCAGACCGAGAUCCAAACGGACAUGGAGGAGAACGCGUACCAGAUGUUCCUGACCUCUGACAUUUACCUCGAGUACGUGAGGACUGGGGGAGAAAACCCCAAUCACGUUAACUCGAACGGACUGGGCGACCUGAAAGUUGUGUGUGGAUACCUGCCCACGCUCAACGAAGAGGAGGAGUGGAGUUGUGAUUUCAAAGCCAAAGCGCUGGUUGGACUGUCAGUGAAGGCGCAGAGGGCCACCUUGUCCGUGAGGGAGGUGGAGGUGAUGGAGGACGGAUACAGGUAUGAUUGCAACACCUUUUAAAACUGUAUUCAGCUUCAGAACCCCAAAUCUCUGCUACACAUGGGUUAUUUACAUCAUUUAGGACAGCUGGAGGCGUUUUUCUCCAACACUUUCUUCAAAACCUCUACAUCACUUCAGGGUUUCUUUAAAUUUUGCAGAAAACUCUCGCUGUCUGUCUUGCACUCCCUUCUCUCACCGUCUCCAGCAGCAGCAGCAGCAGCAGCAGCAGCCCUCUGCUGGCGCUCGCCUGGAUUUCCGGGGCUUUGAAAUAGUUCAGCAGAAUGAGGGAUCGUCUUCCACGGGAAAAGUUCACAGAGCACGACAGGCUCUGGCCCCAGCCGGCAAAUAAUAGAUGAUGACAUUGCUAUGCUAUGCCUCCUCCUGUACCACACUGUCCUUUUAGCCCGUGGCUGCAGGGAUAUAAAUCUAUACCAGAAGGCACUUAGAGACCAGUUUCCUGUCGUUUUAUUGCACAUGAUUGCCUUUAAAUCUCCGCCUGAACAUUUUAAAGUAGUUACAUCAAAGUUUUUAUUGAUAGGACAGCAUGGACUGCUUUUAUUGAGGCAGAUUUCAAACACAGAGAUCACCUGAUGCUGCAGAUGAAGGUUUUAGUGAUAAUCGUGGAUGUGUGGCGUGUUGCUGGAGGUCAGAUAGGUCAGGACUUUUCUCUAGUUUGAUGCCUGAUUCCCGUCUCCCCCCUCCGAUUGUCACUCUACAGAUUCAAAACAUGUGGAACCUAUUUCUCCCCUUUCCGCUUCCCUCUCCUUACCUCCUCUUGUCUGCUUUACUUUCUUUCAAAAAGCUGCUACAGUACAGAAUCAACACCUCCCCUCCUCCUCCUCAGCCCCUCUCACUUUCUUCUUCCCUCUUUUCUUGUUUGCGUCAAUUCUCCUCUGAUUCCCUCCUUUGCUGCCUUCUCCACUUUUAUCUUUUUUUCCUUUUGAAAUCUCAGGGAUGGGGACUAGGAGGCAUGCUUUUGGAGAGAAAGUGAGGGGAAAGAGAGCGGAAAGGAAGGACAGAGAAGAGGAGAAGGAGGAGGAGGAGGAGGGUGCACCAAAUGAAAGAAAGGGAGGGAGGAGAAAAGGAUAAAUAAAGGGGGUUAGAGAGAGAGGCAGGGAGGGAAGAAUGCAAGGCCAGCUGUGUUAAAUACCUGACUCUUUGCAAGCCUCUCUGAAGGUCAGACCGGAGCUGGGAGGGGGCUGCAGCUUUAGUCCUGCUGGGUCUCUCCCUCCUCAUGAAGACCCCUACUUUUUUUUCCCCCCUUUCUUUCCUCCUCUGACACACUCUCAUGCUUCCGCUUUAUACUUUUUUUUUUCCUCCUUAGGUCACUCCCCCCUUUUCUCCUCCUUCUGUACCAUGGCAAGAAUGCAUGCACAGCAGGAGAUGAAUGCAGAGGAAAGAGUGAGAGAGGUGGAAAGAGAGGAGUUGUGGGCUUACAGGGUGAAAACUCAAGCUUUCCCAGCGCAAAUGAACGUGCACUUAAAGGCUUGAGUUUGCAGAAGCUCAACGUUAGCUUCUCACAGCUGAUCUUUUAAAAGUUGUUUCCACCCAAACUUUCUCCUCUUUCCCCUGAGGUUUUAACGACACCAUCAUCCCCACACACCCACCUGAUUUCUCUCAAAGUGGAAAUUAAACGUCACCCACCUGUUUGCACUUUUUCCCACAGUGUUGCGCCGAAGAAUCAAACUGAUUUCUGCUGUUGUAACUUCUGCAGGUCGUACAGGAGAGGAGAGUCCCCGAACCCCUGCCAUGCCGGCUCCUUCGCCCCCGUCAGCAGCACCAACGACAGCGAGGUGUCCAGUGACGCUCUGACGGAUGAUGCCAUGUCCUUGACUGAUAGCAGCAUGUAAGUAAACGUUAAAAAACACAUGAAGUAAACUUUCUGUUUCCUGGUCCAGUGGAGGCUUCUUGUCGUGGAAGUAGAAGUGAAAUUUAAGGUCACGUCUGAAUACUUAGAAUCUACGCUGUCGAGAUAGCAUCAAAUGAAGCUUUGACGGCCUUUUUUUGCGGCGCUGCUUGACUAAUGUGGCAUUUACGGCGGCUUAGCACAUGCACAUCCACAAACUUCAAACAGAAGAGACAAAGAGAAGAAAGGGUCAGGGAAAUUAGGCAUCAGUUCAUGGUUUUCAGGGGGAAACAUGAGGGGAUGCAAGUUCUGCAAAAAGUGCACAUUAGGGUAUAGUUUGAUUAGGCGGAUUUUGCACACUUGUGUCGAAUGCAGUUUGUCCUGUUGUGCAUAAUGGUGUUAAAUGUUCUCAGUUUGGAUCUAAAAGGUGAGAAAAGUAUCAAACAUGAGUCACUGUGUCUUUAAAUGUUGAUAUAUUGAACUGUCUAAACAGGGGGGCGUCACAUGAUGGUGGAUGAAGGUGUCCAGACACCUGCCUCACUCUCUUCUUGGCUAUAAUCACAGAUCUACACAUGGGUUGACAUCCCCUCAGAUACCUGAUCUUGCAGUUUAAGAAGGAUUUGAGGGACCACCUUAAGAGAGGACUUGAGUUUCUUCCCUUCAGUGCAGUAGGAGACAGUGAAAACAUUGUGGGUUUGACCGUGUACGUGAGUUUGCUAUCUAUUCGAUUAAGAGAGUCAAAGUGGAAGAAAGUUUCGUAAACUUGACCUUCCUGCUUGAUAAAUAACUUAAUUGAUCAGUGGGUUAUCUGACGGUCGCGGAUGACUAACUAAUCAGGAAGCCGGCCCCGUCCGUCUACAUGUGGUUUCUUCUUAUCUGUGUACGUGCUGAGGGCCUCGUUCCCCCGAAGGAUCGCAUGAAGUCAUUGCUCGGCGCGCAGGUCAGCGGAAACAGAGAAAUGUUCUUCUUAGGUGAUGUCACCGAAGCCGGGAGGUUCGCCAUGACCGAGCUGAAGCUACAAACGCAGAGAUACUCAUGUGCAGAACAUCCAAAGGGCUUGGUUGCACAUAAAAAUGGCUGCUAUAAAGACUUUUUUUUUUACAACAGGGAGUCCUCUGCUCUGGCGUAUCUCUGCACAGCUCUGCUUCAAAGAAACCGAGGCCCAUAUAGUCGUUUUCUGCUGUACUUUGCCCAGUGUAGUGACAAAGCGGCGGCCACGGGGACACAACCCCCACCUCUGCCCGAUCCGGCCUUGAUCAGAGUAUCUGCCUCUCUUUGGGUCAGUUGAAAGGACCCAUAAACAUUUGAAUUUCAUUUACAGAUCAAGAAAAGAAUAGAAAAGAGGGGGGAAAGCAACGGGGGAGGAGGCGGUAGGGUGGGAAAAGAAAAGAGAGUGGUGGAGGGAGGAGGAGUGGGGGGGGAUUUUUGCUUAUAUCUUAUUUAUGGAUUUGCUUGGACGCUGGGGAAUGCAGCUGCGCAGACUUCAAACAUUACCUUAUCUUACAAACCAGCCUUUUGAUGUGCGGAGAUCAGAGGCUGGCUGCGGCAGCGCUUGCCAAAUGAAGAUUGGGAGGGGAGUGGAGGGAGUGGGGGGGGGGGGUUGCUUAUGCGCAUGACUGUGGCAUUUCAAAGCAAAAGUGGAAAAGUGCUCCUCAGUUAGGCUAGGUCACCAGGAAACUGCUGCUUAGCAUGAGAGAAAAGACGCUGAUUUACUCUGUCAAGUGUUUCAGUUUGAAGCUCGUUGUUUGAUUCCCUUUUUCCGAGCCAGUCAGCCGCGCGCUCCCGCAGAUAGAUUUAACCAGGUUAGCUGCACCCUUGGGUCCCGUCCUGCGGUAACUCUGUGUAUAAGUAGCUAAGGCUAACGGUGUCCUCAGCUAAGACUGACGCGUCUCCUGGCUGGUGGGGCAGAGUGCAGCAGAGUUUACGUCCAUGUAGCCAGCAGGGUUCCCACCAGUCCUGUACUGGAGCCAGAGUGUCAUUUCUAGGGCAAAGAAAACCUCCUGCUUAGACCUGGACGUAUAAACAAGACUGGAAAUCCUGGCGUAGCUUCCCCUCAUGUGGAUCUUUUUUUUUUUUGUUCUAAAAUUAGGUCCAAGAGGAAAAAAAAAACAAGAAAAGGAUGGAAGAAUUAAUAAAUUCAGUUUCUUCUGGGUUGAAAUGCGUUUGAUCUCCCCAGUUGGCUAACAAGCUCCUUCCUGAAUGGCUGUUUGGUCUUAAACGAUGGAUCUGAUUGGGUAAUUGACCUUUGUGAUCUCUCUGUAUUCCCCCCCAGAGAUGGCAUCCCUCCGUACAAACUGGGAUCCAAGAAACAGCUCCAGAGAGAGAUGCAGCGCAACAUGCGGAUGAACAGUCAAGUCUCUCUGCCUGCUUUCCCUGUGAGUACACAAAAACACACACAAACACACACACGCGGGUCUUUUUGAACCUGGGUCCCACAGAGUAAUUUCCAUACCACCCUCUGUUCCGGGUCUCUCUUGGUUCUAUGAAUAGUCCCGCAAACUGUAUUCAACAUUUUCAAUUCAACAACACCAGCGAAGAUCUGAAGAGUAACGUCAAAGAUCCAGCCUCCCACUCACGCACAUAAACACACAUAAGCGCGCACACACACUCAGAACUGCGAGCCCCCUCGCUACCUUUGGUGUCACCUACACCCCCAUUAGGGUUCCUUGAAGUCUGCGGGAGAUGGGGGGGGUCUCUAAGCUGUUUAUCGCCGCGGCGCUCCGAACACACCAGGGUUUUUUUUCUUCCCUACCGAUGCUGUAAAUAUGGAGAAUAGGAAGAGAUGAGGAAGAUUUCGAACGCUUUAUCCCGAGGGCUCUGAAAUCAGCCCGGGUUCCCGACGAAAACACAACAGACACAUUCGCACGCACUCGCGCACACACGCAUCGCUUUGAUCCGAGGAUGAAUGGAAGAAAUGCACAGGGAAGUGACAACUUCCAACAGAGCUGGCCCCCUUUUUUUUUCACACACACACGCACAUAUGCACCCCCCUCCUCCCCUAAAAGUGAGGGAUCUUGGGAAGAGCUUGAGCGUGUCAUGUGAGCUCUGAGUGGGUCAGAGGGGAGUUUGUAGCUUAAGGCUUAAAGAGGCUAACUUUAGGAGCGAGGGUCCAAGCGGAGUCAGAGGGACGCCCUUCGAAUAAACUCGACAUAACCCCGUUUUUUUUUUUUUUUAAAGAGAUCCGCACAUUAGCUACCGCCUCUCCGCUCCUCUCCUACUGUCCCUCUUUCGCUUUAUUUUCGCUUUUAUUCUUGUUUCUGUUUCCCGUCUGAUUUUUGGCAAUGGCUGCCAUUCCCAUGGUGCACCAGCCCAAGGCUCCAUCAGACGGCGCCUCUUUUUCUCACUCUUUUUCUCCCCUUCAUCCUCACUACAAAGGCUUGGGAGACACAAAAAAGAAACAGAAAAAUCAAGAAAGCCCCGGUGCAAAAAUGCAAAUAAUUUAAAGUGUGUGUGCGUUUACACACACACACACACACAGUUUCGUACUGUCACUGUACUGUACCUCAAAGGUGCCCAGUGUGAGACAAGGGGGGAAUAAAUUACCUCAACCUGUCUGAUCUCCUGUCCUUUUUUGGCACCUUUAUCUCUUUCCACCAAUCCUUCUCUCUCUUCAUUUGCUUUUUCUCUUCCCUCCUGUGAGCACACAUCUCUGCAUCUCAACUUCUCCCAUAUUUUUAAUCCCUCAUCCUUUCCUCCCCGGAGUUCCCUUCCACCCCCUGUCGAUAUGUGGCUUUUAUUCCAAGAUGUAAAGCCACUGCUUCCCAUCUAUCUAUCCCUCCAUCCCUCCCUCCUCCAUCCCAUUCUCCCCCCACUGAGUGUUUGAUAUUUGACGAGGAAGCCUUUGAAGUGAGCUGACUUUAAAGAGGCCUGCUGCUGAUGAUGACAGAGGGAACCAGCCGAGGCCUAGCCCAGCGUGACCGUACAGCAGGCCUGCCACCCCUUAAAACAAGCCCGUAGCCCUGAGUGCCUAUCAGGGCGCCAGAGAUCGGCACGAACGGAGAAUGAUGCAUGCGUGAAGAGGAGUGUGGAUGUCUUUGUACAAGUUAGGGAAAGAUGAUACAGAAGCUAAUGCGUCUCCCUCCUUCUCCCAAAAGCGUACUCGCCGUCCUCCCAAGGAGAUGGUCCCCAUGGAGCCGGCAGAGUUUGCAGCCCAGCUCAUCUCCCGCCUGGAGAGCCUGAAGAAAAAGCAGGACACCAUCAACUCUCUGGAGGAGAGGCUGCAGCAGAUCCAGGAGGUUUGUUUGUGUGAAAUUCUCUGUUAACAGAGAUUUUUUACUGUCGUUUCUCAUUCCUCAUGACGAUUUCUCUGCUUUGUGCUCAGGAGGAGGAAAGAGAAGAUUCUGAGAUUAUCACAAGUGCUCCCCAGCUCUCUCCACACCCUUUGACCCUCCUUCCUGGCUCCUCUGACGAGGACCCACAAGCUAUCCUGGACGAACACCUCUCCCGCGUCCUGAAGACCCCCGGUUGCCAGUCCCCCGCAGUCAUCCGACAUUCACCUCGCUCUACCUCUCCAGAGCAUGCAGCCUUCACACGGGCAGCCUAUGGCAUCAAAACCCUGGUGAGGACCGGACCCUCAGCUUCCGCUUCGGUCUCAAGUCCCGACCAAGCGGCCAUCGCUCUGGCUCUAGGUCCCGGCCGGACCCUCGUGAGCAGGCAGAGCACAAAACACAUCCACCACCAUUACAUCCACCAUCACGCCAGCCCCAAGACCAAGGAGCAGAUCGAAAGGGAGGCGGCCUUGAGGGUUCACGGCCUGUGCUCCAGCAGCGGCGAGUGCGCGCCCUGCCAGCCUUACCAGCGCAGCCGCAGCCUGGGCAGGGAGAUGUGUGGAGCGGUCUCGAUAGACAACAACAUGGGGUCAGUUUUGAGCACUUCCUGUAUCCUGGUCUCUUAUUAUCCGUUUUUCUUGCAUUGAGAAUCAAAAGAAUAACCUCCUCUUUUUCCUUGCAGGCGCUCCAGCUCUCUGUCCAGGCAUGUGUGUCGUGCAGGGGCUGAGGACGGAGCAGCAGAGAAGUGCACCGAAGACUGCGGACCCUUGCAGCUGCCCAGCGACACAACCGACCCCACCCAGAAUGUGCUGCAGUGGAUCCUGGAAAGCAAACGUCAGGGCAGGCACAAGUCCCACAGGUGAGCAUUUCCUGAUCCCUUGAAUUUCUGCGUUGAUUUCCUCUAAAAUGUCCUAAUUUAUGAUCCAGCAUUGCACAGCGUUAACGCAUAUCACCCUCCCUCAUUUUUCCUCGCAGUAACCAGAGCACCAAGAAAACCUUUGGGGGCUCUUCCACCCAGACGCACACGUGGGGUGGCGGUGGAAGCUGUGGCCACCUACGUAGCCACCAGCCAGCACAGCCUUUCAUCCAGGACCCGGCCAUGCCUCCCCUGCCCCCUCCCAACACUUUGGCCCAGCUGGAGGAAGCCUGCCGCAGACUGGAGGAGGUCUCCACCAAGACCACCAAGCAAAGGUACUUAGAAACAAGAGGACUGGUUUCAGAUUUCGUUCAGAGGUUCGAUUUUGGAGAUAAAUAAGGAUGCAUUAUUAAUUAUUCUUUCAAAUCUCCUCUCAGACAUUCAAUGUCCAGCGUCCAGCAAGAGAAGAGCCACCUAGUGCCUGUCCAAGGGGAGGGGUCCGUCCCUCUGUCUGCCAGUCCCAGUCCUGCUGGCCUCCCCUCCACCACCGGUCUCCAAUCAGAAGAGUACGAUGCCUCUAGCGUCCUGCCCUCCCUCUCCUCUCCUCCUCUCUGCUCCUCUUCCUCCUCCUCUCAGCCAUAGCCUCCACCUUGCAGUGUACUUCUACCCUUUUAACUCUUCCUGCUUGACACAGACAAGUAGUCGAACCUGCAUUUGUUUUUGUUUUUUGUUUUGCACAUGUGCAGACACCCACAUAUCGCUGUAAAGAGAGGGUGACCCCCUUUUUUACAAAGCUUACUUUAAGCUUUGUACGCGGAUGCCCGGCUCUGCCUCUGUUUGCAUGAAUCUUGUGUAUUUGUGCCGUGUGUGGGGAGUGUGUAGUCACAGCACCACCUGACUGAGACAUCCCUUUCAUAUAUAUGUAUCAUUUUUAUUGGCUGUCCUUCAGUGAGCUGGCAGUCGGCUGGGGCAAGCAGAGCUUAGCAAAGAGAGAGCUCCUCUGAAGUGGGCCUACAAAGCCUUGGACAUAGCUGAAGGGGAAUUGAUAAUACUGUGCACAAAUAACACACAAGUACACACCUACUGAUGGCGGCGGGUCACUCGCUCAGCUAGCGGUUUUCUUCUUCGUCUUCUGCAGACGUAGAUUUAGCCUCGCCCUUUUCUGAUUUCCUCUUGUAAUCAUUAUCUCACAUUCAAGAGGGUAUCGGCUCCAUCUAAUGUCUUUUUCUCAACCUUCUUUCAGGAUAAAGGAGUGCAAAAAAGGUUCAGGAGUGAGCGGCGGCGGCGAGACGGUGGUGACUUAUUUCUUCUGUGGUGAGGAGAUCCCUUACCGGAGGACCAUGAAGAGCCACAGUCUCACUUUGGGCCACUUCAAGGAGCAGCUCCGCAAGAAGGGCAACUACAGGUGCGCAUGACGAGACGAGCGUUAAACUUUUACGAGAGGGAAUUCACUGAUGUAAUGUGAACUUUUGCCACCGGCGCCGCUCUGAUAUCGUGAUUGUGGGGUAUAAAACGCUAUCAGUUCAUCAGCCUUGAUCUGAGAGAGCGUUUGAACACAAAACAAAGAGCGACUUGACAGACCCUGUAGCAAACGGUUUAAAGGUGGGGCCUGAAGAAAGGGGAGCUUUGAAGAGCUCUCCCUUUAAGACAGACACAAGUGGAGGGUUUCUGACGACUUAAUCUGGAGCAUUUUUGGGGUCUCCAGUUAAAUGUUCUAGAAAAAAAAAGUGAAAAAUAUUGAAUGUUGGCAAUAAAACUGGGAACUGGUUCACCAUAUUUUCCAAUAGUCUAGGGAAUCCAGAAAAGGCGCUCCUGAGUGUGAGAUUUCAAAAAACUGUUGAGGAUUUCAUCAUCUUUGAGACAUAAUAACAUGAAAAGAUUCAGAAAAUCUGGAGGAAUCCCUGCAGUAAAGGGACAAAACCCAAAACCAAUGUGAGAUGGCUUUGAUUUUUAAUGCCCUGCAUUCAAAAUGGACAUGACUCUGUAGUGGAGGUCACCGCAUGGGCAUGAAAUCACUUUGAGAAAUCUCUCAGUAUUUUUACACGGCACUCAAGAAAACCAAAUCAUUGCCUUACGCUGAUUAAGACAGGAAAACUGAAGUGCAUGUAAACACCGAUUGGAGUCGGCGAACUCCAAUUGAAACACCCAGAUAAUGUGAUUGGAAUUCGACUUUCUUUGCCAUGUAACCAGCGUAGCUGGAGUGUAAUAGGACAAUGCAUGUGCGUGUGUGCCAAGCCCCCGUAACCCCGGAACAAAAACACCAGAGAAGAGGAGUAGCGUGCAUCUCAUCUGCAGAAAAAGUAGCGCUUACAUCAUGUACGACAAAAACAACACUGUACGAUGCUCCAUCUUCUUGCUCAAAAAUGCCCAACAGCAGUUGUAGACACUUCUGACGUCUGAGACGGACCUGCUGUUGUUGUUGGGUCAACUGGAAACAGCUUUCACAUCAAUACUUCGAUUGUCACAGCUGCAUGUAUGCGUGGACAAGGAGAGAAGUCUGAUUUGGCAAAAAAACUGAGUUAUGAGCUUAGUCUGAUUAAGCUGUGCAUGUAAACGCAUUGAUUGUCUGUCACAGCAGUUAUGGUUUUUGGUUUUUGGAGACCGUGGACUCUGGAUCCUUCGCUCUAAAGAGGGACCACCCAGCCUUUUAUCAGCGCACAGUUCAAAGCUGGCGUUCAGGGAGUCAGAAUUGGGAAAACAACGUUGAUGCAGAGCAGCAUAACGUUUAAGGGAAGACUUUUCAUAAAACAGCAAGAGGAUUCUAAUCUGCAUUUUGCUUGCAUUACAACAACAUGGCUCUGUAGUAGGAGAGUCCGGGUGCUAAACCUGCAAAAGGAGACCCCAGCUGCAGUCCUCAACCAGUUUUGUUAAAGCACAGUGGUAGACGUGCCCCUCUCCCAGCUGGUCUGACUUGUGUUAGGGUUGCACAAUCUGUAAUCAUCACUGUCAUCUCCAUGUGACCUUUUCAAGAGAUUUAGAGCGAUCCCAAUAGCCGCAAUCUAACAGGGCAGGACUAAUGGAAACCACAAAGUGAAGUGAGCUGUUGUAAGCUGAGGUUUCACUGUCUAAACCGUAUGAAUCGCGGUCGCUGUCUUUUGAGGCUUGAUGUAUUUUCUCCACACUAUCGGAGCUCUGUCCACGCCUGUGUGUAGCUCUGUUAUCAGUGUUUGUUUCUGUGUGUGUGUGUGUGUGUGGAGGGGGGUUCAAUGAAAAGGAAAGGACAUGAGCGAGUGAGUGAGCGAGCGAGGGAGGGUGGGUGGUGCGGGGGUUAGUGGAAGAGUUUGAACUGCAGCGAUUUGGGUCCCAUCUGGUAUUGAUUUCCAUGCUAAGGCACACUUAAUACACAUGGCUUUGAAGCCCCGGCCCCUUUCAUUUCAACCAACAAAGACUCACACAAAUGGCCAGCGUGCAAAUUCUUCACUGAUGCUAUCAGGGGCUCUUUUUUCCUGCCCUGGUGUGUGUUUGUGUGUGUGUGUGUACACGACUGAAUGUGCACACUGUUUACACAUGUUGUAAUCAUUUUAUGGAUAUUUUUUGAAAGGCAGAUUGUUAAAUGCCAGACUCUCUUGUUUGCUGUACUUCAGGGCGCUGACUGCGGCCGGCCGCGCUGCUUCAGUUUGUGUUUGCGGAGCGAGAUUUUCGACUUUGAUUGCUCCUUUCCAGUGGGCAUUAAAGGGAGAAAAGAUCAAACAUUUAUUGUUUAGGCUGCUGCGGUCUCCAGGAAAAGCUCGAGUCGAGUAUUGUGUUAGUAAUUACAGGUAUUUGACUCGUAUAGAAACGUCUUCCCGUCCAGAUGUGCGCGGCGAUUCUGUGACAAGCACUUAGCUGAGACCCCCCCCACAUCUGUCCGUCUCUCCCCUCUCUGGCUCGCUGUCUCAGUUCCUGUGUCAUAGCAUCCACAAUUUUUUUUUUUUUUUAGGAAAAGAGAGCCGCGCGGCGCUUUAAUAGCAGCCAGAGAAUGUGUGGAGUUGGGUCAUUUCAACAUGGCAGCGGUUCAACAAAGAACAGUACUGCCGGGCCCUGCCAGACGAUAUUGGUGCCAGAUGUCAGUGCAAACGCAGAGCGAAGGGGAGAAGGGGGGAAAAACAGAUCUAGCCACAUAAAACAUGUUCCAGUGGAAAUUCAGGCUCUCUCUGUCUCUGUCUGUCUCUCUCAGCACAAAAAAAAGAUCACGGCGCUUUGAAGACUUGAGUCCUUUUUUUUUUUUUUCUUCUUCUUCCUCCUCUUCAGGAUGAGAGAGAAGGAUAAUACACUUAUUAAAAUCUUUCAUGUCCUCUUAUUUAUCUUCUUUGUCUUAUUUAACUUCCUUUAUUUCGUCUUAUCGACCUCCCUUUUGCUGAUCGGUGCAUCCGCAGAUCUUUGCCAGAAGUCCGUAGCUCGACUUUUUCUCGCAUGUUGGAUUUUGUCAGCCUCACAUCUCAUUAAAAACAAAAUGCUCACAAACAUACUCGCAUUCCAGUCACCCCACACAUGGAGCAAACUGAGGCUUUUUUUUCCAUUACAUAGUUAAUGAGUGAAACCCACCCCUGCUGCUUUCUCUUCCUCUCAAAACCAGGAUGGGGGGGUUGCAUCAUUAAUGGCCCAGUGAAGUCAUGGCUGACGAGAAGCCCCUCCUUACUUUUUCGUCAACACACACACACUCACACACACACACACACACACAUGGAAAGUUGUCAGUCUGCUGCCCUUCCUAUAGCACCCAGCGAGAGCUCGUGCAAGCAACGGGGGCAAGGAAGUACACGGUGUACCGCGCUCCUCCUCCUCUUCCACUUUGUUCUUUUCUUUGUCCUGUAAUAAUGAAACAUGAGGGGCGAGUGAAAGCCCGCGCGUGUGCAUGUGCAUCUUCAUCUUCUAGCAAGUGCACGAGAUGGUGUGUAGGAGUCAGAGUUCGGGUGGGUAGGGGGGCAAUGACAGGCAGACUUUCAGGCACCCAAAAUUUCAGCCUUUGUCAAAGAAGCCCUUCAUUUGCACGCCGCUCUAAUUGGCCUGUUAGCCGGGGCGAAACUCACUGCAACUCCGCGGAGGAAAGGGAAAGAGAGAGCGCGAGCCUUUCAUUGGAGUCCAAGAGUUAAAAGAGCAGGUUUCAGCCUUGAUUCUUGACUCCCUUUGACCCACCUGUAUGAAAACUCUGGAUCUGUGGGUGUUAACUCUCUCUCUCUUGCUUGUCUUUUCUGUGCAGGUACUACUUCAAGAAGGCCAGCGAUGAGUUCGAGUGCGGCGCCGUGUUCGAGGAGGUGUCCGACGACCUCUCUUUGCUGCCCACCUACGAGGGAAAGAUCCUGGGCAAGGUGGAGAGGAUGGAGUGA
Messenger RNA from Xyrichtys novacula (pearly razorfish), 13086 nucleotides. The record is from the annotation of a GenBank genome assembly. Lineage: Eukaryota; Metazoa; Chordata; Actinopteri; Labriformes; Labridae.